UUUGGUCAACCGGAAGUAAAAGGAUGACAGGAAGUAUCAAAGGGAGAAAAUCGAAAUUUUAGUGUUUACCAUCACAUCAUGAUGCCAAUUCCAGAGGGACAGAUUCCUCACCAAGAACACCAGGUUGAAUAUAGAGAAAAAUACAAAGCAUUGAAAAAGAAACUAAAGUUUUUGGUAUAUGAACAAGAGUGCUUCUUAGAAGAAUUGAGGAAAUCACAGAGAAAACUUCUUAAGAUCACUAGAGAUAGAAGUUUCUUGCUAGACAGAUUAUUACAGUAUGAAAAAUUAGAUGAUUCAUCAGAUGAUUCAGAUGCUACAGCAUCCAGUGAUAGUGAAAAUGAUGGGCAUAGUGCAGGUAAAAAGAGAAAAGCACUAGAGAGUUUAGGAUUUGAGUUUGGAACAGAUCCGACAUUGUACAUGGCAGCCAGUGCACAGAGUAGAGCUAAUAUUCCUACUUCAUCAGAACCAGUGAAGAAGAGAUCCAAACCAAGUGCAAAGAAAGGAAAAGGAGGUAAAUUAUCACAUCAAGAGCCUCAGUUAACGAGAGAAGAAGUAGAAAAGCGACUAGAAUCUCGUCAGAUUUCAUUUGGUAUUGAGAAGGCACCAAUGAUGUUACCAAUGGAGAUAUUCAGCCAUGAUAACUCUAAUCAAGACAGUGAAGGAAAUGAUAGAGAUGAUGAAGAUUCAGAUUUAGUGAUAGACACACAAUAGAGAUAUGUUGGAUUAUUUACCAGAUGUGUUCAAGUAUAUAGCUAUCAAAAUGUAUUUGUCUAUGUGUUUAACUUCAUUUUAAUCCUGACAAGACAGAGUGAUGAUGAACUUACGCGAAUUGUUUAUGUUAGAAUGCUUCAGUGCGUUGGUCUACUUCUCUGUUAACAGUGCUUAUGAACAAGAAAAGUUGUUUAUCUUCUUUAACACAGUAGAACUGUUACAUUAAUGAUUUAGUGUAGUUACUAACUAUACAAUGCAUAAUCUGUUGUGUUGGUUAUGUGUACUUAUUUUAAUAAAAUGAUAUAAAAUUGA
Molecule: messenger RNA, 1023 nt
Organism: Mytilus californianus (California mussel)
Lineage: Eukaryota; Metazoa; Mollusca; Bivalvia; Mytilida; Mytilidae
Product: INO80 complex subunit E-like
Exons: 8
Coding region: 79-711 (210 amino acids)
Biological process (GO): chromatin remodeling
Cellular component (GO): Ino80 complex; nucleus
Source: RefSeq, a predicted model, not a curated record